Pararge aegeria (speckled wood butterfly) is the source of this 2375-nucleotide messenger RNA. Its product is annotated as trichohyalin-like. The transcript is spliced from 10 exons. NCBI's taxonomy places the organism in Eukaryota, Metazoa, Arthropoda, Insecta, Lepidoptera, Nymphalidae. The record is from RefSeq and is a predicted model, not a curated record. The coding region runs from base 180 to 2255 and encodes 691 amino acids.
CAAUCAGUAUAAAAAGAUAAUAAAAAUCAGUAAAAGCAUUUAAAAACACUAUCUUUCAUCAUUUUUUAAGCUCAGUCUUCAGUAAUUGUGGUGUUUAUGUUUUACGCGCAGCAACAAAGCCACAGCGGUCAUUUCCCGCCAUUAUUCGGAAAGAAAACUUUUAAAACUGGCUCGCCAGAAUGUUAUCGGCAGAUGAUUUAGAAAGGCUAAUUACAGCGAAAAGGUGUGAGAUAGAGCAAGAAAAAACUUCCCUGGGCCUUUCGCUGUGUAACAAUAACGUAGAAAACAACAAUAAUAAUUCAACGACUGUAAACCCAGUGAAAGUCAACCGUCCUAGAGCCUUGUCUGAAAACAACGUCCCGCAAGAUGCGUGUCAUGGCGAAAAGCUACCCGACGCAGACGAAAUAUCGCCUGAUCUAGAGAGAUAUAUAAGGCGCUACGUAGGAUUGCCAGCAAUGCUGAAGGCCGGCGAGUACUCGCCCAACAACCCGCUGAUCCGCGGCGAGAGAAACUCCGGCGAUGUUCUCCUCGGCCUCGGCGAGUACGAGCGCCGCCGCAACACGCUGCGCAAGAUACGGCAGCGCCAGUACAAGGAGUACCUCGAUCAGCAAGCAAAAAAGAAACAAGAGGCCAAAGAGCAAGCGGAACGCGAACUUAAGGAGAGGGAAGAAAAAGAGAGACUUCGUGAGGAGAGAGAAAGAGAAAGAUUAGAGUUAGAGCGAGUGGACAGUCCGGAGAGAAGAAGAUCCAGUGUCAGCCAUUCUUAUGUGUCGGGAGCUAACAAUACAUAUACCACGAAGGUGGAUACGGGCGUUCAAGUAGACCACCGAAGCAAUCCGCUGUCGGUGGCCGUGCAGACCGACGACGACACGCUGUACAGAGUAGCCCCAUCUCCAGUCCAACAUCUCUUGACGCAAGCGGAAAGGGAACUGUCCCCACGCACUGUGGGCGAUGAGAAACAAAUGCAAUACGCAUCCCAGCAGUGGGACUGGAAAACGUGGGACAGAAACAACGAACGACGACGAAGCUAUGGGGACUUUGAUGACCGCAUGUCCGUGGCUCGCAAGCCCCGCGACAGACUGGCGUCAGAACUCCGCCACAGCUACAUGCCGUCCAUAUUUGAUGCGGAGGCCAUCCGACUGAGGAACGAAAGGGUUGAGAAGGAAGCAGCGGAAAGACGUCACUCCUACCAGCAGGAGCUGAAGAACCAAAUCCUUGAGCAGCAGAGAAUAAAAGAAGAGAGAAAGAAUAGAGAAAAAAUGUUGGAGCAGGCGGAAAUGCGCAGACUUGAAGAGCAACUGCGAUCGCUGAAAAUGGCGCAGGAGAGAGAGAUAGACAGACAUCACGAGAUAAACACCGAGGUGAAGGAGAACGCAACUGAAUACGAAAGAAAGAGAACAACUCUCCAAAAAGAAAUAGAUUUAGAACAUCAAGCUCUCUUAAAUGCUGCUAUCCACCCUAAGAGAUACACUAAUACAUCGAAAAGCGACUCUCCAGUACAUUCCAAACUUCCAUUUUUCUAUCAAAAGCCUCCAUAUUCCACUAAUAUACCAGAUAAUUCAAUUUUCUCUAAAAACUACGAUGUCGAAAGCUACCUGAGAAGAAAUCUUAAUCCAGCCAAGGAAAAUUUAUGCUCUAAUAAAAUAGAUAACAGGAAUGUAGUUAUAGAAAAAGCCUUAGUUCAUGAAAGACCGAGAGAAAUGAGAAAUUACCCGGAAAAUAUUGAUAGGGUAUACGAAAAAGAGCAGCCACAGUUUCCGGAUUAUAUUGAAAGAGAUGCGAGAAAUUUUGCCGAAACUAUUGAUAAACCGACGAGGAAAUCCACAGGAAAAACUGAUAGGUUCCAGGAAUAUUCUAAAGAUGUAAGAAAAAUUCAGGAAAAAGAUACGAGAAAAUUUUCGGGAAACAUACAUCAAACACUUGAAGAUUCCGUAGAUUUCAACAAAAUGUCGGAUAGUAUGGUGAAGAUGAGGAGUCGGGAUGAAAAAGUGGCUGAUACUUUGCCUAUUCCUGUUCUGAGGCAUUCUCCAAAAUUAAAGGUAAAUUUCGAGAAGAAAUCGUCGGAACUUAGUGAAAAAAUGCAGAUGGUGGAGGAUAAAUGGAAGGUACCUGUAGUACAAAAGAAUAUACUAAAGUCUUUGCCAAACGAGAAAGGUAAAAACGUAAGUAUUCUUACACAGCUGGGUUCAAUAAGACGCCAAUUGCAGUUGGAACAGUUAAAAUUAGACAAAAUGCUGUCUAAAACGCAAAAUUGAAUUUAACAUAUUUCUUUUUACAUUUGGUGUAUACAACGUGUAACCGAAUUACGAAAUACUGUUGAAGGCCAAAUUACCCUGUAAAAUUAUUAAAUCAAAAGAAGCAUUAGAUAUGUGAAU